UUGCUGAAAAAAAUUAAAAUAAAAAUUAUUUAUCAAAAAAAGUGAAAGAAAUUGAUAAAAAAUUAAUUAAAAAAUAUUUAAAAUAAAAAAAUUUUUACAAAAAGUGCAAUAAAAAUUACAAAAAACGUAAACAAUAAAAAAGUGACAAGAAUUUUGACAGACACAAGUCGAACAUUAAAUUGCAGAAGAAGCAACAAGAAAAAAAUCACCGACGAGAUAUUUGUUUAUUUAUUCCGUAAGACCAGAGAGCCGUCAACGGAGUUAUCAGUGUUUCAGAUGAAAUUGGAGACAUAAUUGAAGUAAUUCGAGAAAUUGAAGGUGAAUCUGUGACAUUGCCGUCCAUAUCGACACUCCAGCCCCCGAAUCACGUCGUGCGAAAAACUCCAAGUCCAUCGUUUGGCAACACGAGUAUGCCAGCGCAACCGUCGUCCACACGCGGAACCACACAAGCCAUGCACUAUCCCGGAGAAACGAUAAUUCUCGAGCAACCGGCGUCGAAAGCGCUGCGUUUCCGCUACGAAUGCGAAGGAAGAUCAGCUGGAUCGAUUCCCGGGGUUCACAGUACGCCCGAAAAUAAGACAUAUCCGACAAUUCAGGUCCGCGGAUAUCAGGGAAGGGCCGUUGUUGUGGUUUCUUGUGUGACAAAAGAUGCGCCUUAUAGACCGCAUCCGCAUAAUUUGGUCGGCAAAGAGGGAUGCAAACGUGGCGUCUGCACUCUUGAGAUAAAUAACAAAGAUAUGACCGUGUCCUUUAGUAAUUUGGGCAUUCAGUGUGUGAAAAAGCGCGAUAUUGAGGAUGCGCUGAAGCAACGUGAGGAAAUUCGAGUUGAUCCGUUCAGAACUGGAUUUGGUCACAAAACUCAACCAUCAACUGUCGAUUUGAACGUCGUCCGUUUAUGUUUCCAAGUCUUUUUGGAAGGCGAAAAGGGAAAAUUCACACGCCCUUUGGCGCCAGUUGUCUCCGAGCCAAUUUACGAUAAAAAAGCAAUGUCAGAUCUGGUCAUUUGUAAGUUAAGUGAUUGUACUUCCAGUGUAUUAGGAAACCGCGAUAUUAUUUUGUUGUGUGAAAAGGUUGCCAAAGAAGACAUCGCCGUUCGUUUCUUCGAGGAACAGAAUGGACAAACAGUCUGGGAGGCCAAUGGUGAAUUCCAACACAGUGCCGUACAUAAACAAGUAGCAAUUGCCUUCAAGACACCGCCGUAUAAAACAACACAGAUUACGGAUAAUGUGAAGGUCUUUAUUCAACUCGUUCGUCCCUCAGAUGGAGUCUAUUCGGACCCGCUUCCCUUCGAGUACACACCCAUCGACACAGAUCAUAAUAUGAGUGAUACUCUGAGGCGAAAAGUGCGAAAGGUGGCUCAAAAUAGGGACAUGUUUGCAAAAGUCUUUGAGCAAAUUCCUCCCGAUGAGCGCAACGUGUUUCGCAAUAUAUCUCCAGCAGGUCCAUCAACUGUGAAAACUGAACCAAGAGAUCAAACUCCUUCCCCGUACGGUCAUCAACAAACAACUCCCAUCCAGAUGUUUGCCGGCGGCCAAAUGUUCGAAUAUCGCAACAAUCUUGUCGCUGGAUCUCCGAGUCCGCAGCCCUUGACGACAACGCAACAACCCGGAUCUUUGCCGUACAACGUCUCACCCCAACCGCAAUUCACACUUCCGCCCGCAACAUCGCAAUACGGCACGAGCCCAGCCUUUUUACCGUCACAAAGCACUUUCGUGCCGCCCUCGGAUCCCGCAAUGUUCCCCGAAAGUCAUUUGGCGCCGCUCACAACGCACUUUAUCUCGCCCGUGCCCAUGGAAAUGCAAAGUACUCAACAAAUCCCACCCCCCGCCUCGAUGCAUCUGCACAUGUUGUCGACGAAUACUCAAAAUCCGCAGGAUUCCAUUGGCGGCAUCGAUCCCAUCGAGGAUUUCCAGAUCAAUUCGUCGGAGAUACGGAGUCUGCUGAACGAGGGAGACUUUUCCUCGCUAAACUCGGGCCAGCAACGGAUGCCGCCCAUGGAGGACAGAGACAACGACCAAUGCCUAUCGGACAGUUUAGAUAAGCAAUGUCGAUUUUAAUGACAAGAAAGUUUAAAAAUUAGUUAAGAAAUCGUGCUGUAAUAAUUUUUAAAAUAUAUUUUGACAUAAGAAAUAUUUUUAUUUUAUCAUUAUUGUUGAAAUUUUUUUAUUUUUAACGAAUAAAUAUUUAAUUUGGACCUUUUAGAGCA
This is a messenger RNA of Culicoides brevitarsis, 2206 nucleotides long. RefSeq names its product embryonic polarity protein dorsal-like. Gene Ontology annotation, biological process: cellular response to stress; innate immune response; positive regulation of transcription by RNA polymerase II. The record is from RefSeq and is a predicted model, not a curated record. The transcript has 9 exons. Gene Ontology annotation, molecular function: DNA-binding transcription factor activity, RNA polymerase II-specific; RNA polymerase II cis-regulatory region sequence-specific DNA binding. Bases 411 to 2057 code for a protein of 548 amino acids. NCBI's taxonomy places the organism in Eukaryota, Metazoa, Arthropoda, Insecta, Diptera, Ceratopogonidae. Gene Ontology annotation, cellular component: nucleus; cytoplasm.